Messenger RNA from Rosa rugosa (rugosa rose), 507 nucleotides. Its product is annotated as cell wall / vacuolar inhibitor of fructosidase 1-like. The coding region runs from base 1 to 507 and encodes 168 amino acids. Gene Ontology annotation, molecular function: enzyme inhibitor activity. The transcript has a single exon. The record is from RefSeq and is a predicted model, not a curated record. Lineage: Eukaryota; Viridiplantae; Streptophyta; Magnoliopsida; Rosales; Rosaceae. Gene Ontology annotation, biological process: negative regulation of catalytic activity.
AUGAAGAGUUUGAUGUGUUUAGCGGGAGUACUCAUACUUUUCGUUCAAACUGCAGUUUUGCCAACCGAAGCCAAUAUCGUUGGCAAAACAUGUAGUAGAACACCAAACCCUUCGGUCUGUCUCUCGUCUCUUAAAUCCGACCCUCGGAGCGCCCAAGCAGACAUUUAUGGCUUAGCUGUCAUAAUGAUCGAUGUGGUGAAGGCAAAGUCCACAGCGACUCUAAACAAAAUCAACCAAUUGCUCAAGAAAAGCCCCGGAGAUAAAUCCUUGAAAGAUUGCGCUGAAAGUUACAAGGCAAUUGUAGAGUAUUUCCCAACAGUCUAUCAGGCAAUCAAGUUGGGAAGAGCUAUGUUUGCAUUGGAAGGUAUGAAUAAUGCUGUGAUUGGGGCUAAUACAUGCGAACAAAAUUUUCCAGGCAGUAGGUCUGAUCAUCCUCUGACAAAAUUUAACAAAGAUGUGGCAGAUGUUGCUAGUGUGGCUGCAGCAAUUAUUGAUGAAUUUCCUUGA